GUGGAUAUUUCAGGGACGCGCACGUUUAACGACCGUAAAUACGUCAGUGGCGCGCGCCCUCGUUCUUUCUUUCUCUCUUCCUGAAGAUGGCGGCAGGGACUUUAUACACAUAUCCAGAGAACUGGCGGGCCUUCAAGGCCCAGAUUGCAGCCCAAUACAGUGGUGCUCGCCUCAAAGUAGCCAGCAGCCCUCCUGCCUUCACCUUCGGGCAGACAAACCGCACCCCAGCCUUCCUCAACAACUUCCCUUUAGGCAAGGUGCCAGCCUACCAGGGGGAUGACGGGUUCUGUCUGUUUGAGAGUAAUGCCAUUGCUCACUACCUGAGCAAUGAGGCCCUGCGUGGUGCCACGCCUCAGGCAGCUGCUCAGGUUCUGCAGUGGGUGAGCUUUGCUGACUCUGAGAUCAUCCCUCCAGCCAGCGCGUGGGUCUUCCCCACUCUGGGAAUCAUGCAGUUCAACAAGCAGGCAACUGAGCAGGCCAAGGAGGACAUCAAGAAGGUCCUCGGGUUGCUGAACCAACAUCUGAACACCCGCACGUUCCUUGUAGGGGAGCGCGUCAGCCUAGCAGACAUAACUGUGGCCUGCUCCAUGGUCUGGCUCUACAAACAGGUCUUGGAACCUUCCUUCCGUCAGCCAUAUCCCAACGUGACCCGCUGGUUUGUCACCUGUGUAAACCAGCCCCAGUUCAAGGCAGUUCUCGGAGAAGUCAAGCUGUGUGAGAAGAUGGCUCAGUUUGAUGCUAAGAAGUUUGCUGAGAUGCAGCCAAAGAAAGAGGCCCCCGCCAAGAAGGAAAAGGCAGCGAAGGAGGCAGCCAAACCCCAGGAGAAGAAAGAAAAGAAAAAGGAGGAGAAGAAGCCUGAUCCUGAGGAGGAGAUGGAUGACUGUGAUGCUGUUUUGGCUGCAGAGCCCAAAGCAAAGGAUCCCUUUGCACAUCUGCCAAAGAGCUCAUUUGUCAUGGACGAGUUCAAAAGAAAAUAUUCCAACGAGGACACCUUGACAGUAGCUCUUCCCCACUUCUGGGACAACUUUGACCGUGAGGGGUAUUCCAUCUGGUAUUGUGUUUACAAAUACCCAGAAGAACUCACACUUACCUUCAAGAGCUGCAACCUCAUCACAGGUAUGUUCCAACGCCUGGACAAACUGAGGAAGAACGCCUUCGCCAGUGUCAUCUUGUUUGGCACCAACAAUGACAGCAGCAUCUCUGGUAUCUGGGUCUUCAGAGGCCAGGAUCUGGCCUUCACUCUAUCUGAUGACUGGCAGAUUGACUACGAGUCAUAUGAGUGGCGGAAGCUGGAUCCAAACAGUGAGGAGUGCAAGACCAUGGUAAAGGAGUACUUUGCCUGGGAAGGAGAGUUUAAGCAUGUGGGUAAAUCCUUCAACCAGGGCAAGAUCUUCAAGUAAACGGACACCAAGGCAUUGGAACUAAAGCACUCGUGCCCCUCCUCUUCUACACGUAACUACAGACUUUCAGCCACAUGUGCUUACUUUGCUGCAAAAAUGACUCUAAAUGACAGUGUUUGAAGACAAGUGAAAAAUGUCUCAAUGACCCAACUGGUUUUCUGUUUUGACCUGCGAAAUAAAGCGUUUUCCUCAACACCA
This is a messenger RNA of Nothobranchius furzeri (turquoise killifish), 1598 nucleotides long. It is a transcript of the gene eef1g, whose product is annotated as eukaryotic translation elongation factor 1 gamma. NCBI's taxonomy places the organism in Eukaryota, Metazoa, Chordata, Actinopteri, Cyprinodontiformes, Nothobranchiidae. The record is from RefSeq and is a predicted model, not a curated record. Gene Ontology annotation, biological process: translational elongation. Gene Ontology annotation, molecular function: translation elongation factor activity. Gene Ontology annotation, cellular component: cytoplasm; nucleus.